Molecule: messenger RNA, 3543 nt
Organism: Engraulis encrasicolus (European anchovy)
Lineage: Eukaryota; Metazoa; Chordata; Actinopteri; Clupeiformes; Engraulidae
Gene: fsd1l
Product: fibronectin type III and SPRY domain containing 1-like
Exons: 14
Coding region: 162-1685 (507 amino acids)
Molecular function (GO): protein binding
Source: RefSeq, a predicted model, not a curated record
AGUGCUACCCAUGCACUUGCCUCACUUGAGUGGGGAUUUGAAAUGUAAUGCGCAUGUUCAUAGUGCUCCGCCUUGUUCCACUGGGAUAAUCGUCUUCCACUGUGAGAAACUUGGCCCGUCCAUGAAUUACAUUUGAUCUUAUUGUAUUUCUGGUCCUCGGUAUGGACUCUCAAAAAGAGGCCCUACAAAGGAUAAUUACAACGUUAGCUAACAAAAAUGAGGAACUGCACAAUUUCAUCGAGACACUUAGUCACUCCUUGGCGGGUGUGCAGGUGAACUCCACACAAGUCAUCUCGGACCUAGAGGAGGAGUUUGACACAUUAUUCUCCAUCCUGGACGAGAUGAAGGAGAGCAUGACCAACACCAUCAAGCAGGAGCAAGCCAGAAAGUCACAUGAGCUCCAGAACCAGUUAACGCAAAGCACGAAUGCCUUGGAGAGUGCCGAGGAGCUUCUCGAGUUCGCAAACAACGCUCUUCACAUCAAAGAUGAAGACGAGUUUGCAAAGGCUGCCAAACAGAUCAAAGAUAGGGUAACGAUGGCACCGGCAUUCCGCCUGACGAUGAAGCCCAAGGCUACAGAUAGCAUGACGCACCUGAUGGCGGACUUCAGCCAGGAGAAACAGCUUCUACAGAACCUCAACUUCCUCCCUGUUCCUAGAGCGCCGGAGAUUGAGGCCCAGAACUGUCUAGUGAUGGACAACACGGUGAACUUGGUCUGGAGGAUGCCGGUGGAGGACAGCAAGAUAGACCACUACAUCCUGGAAUACAGGAAGACGGAGCAUGAGGGCCUGCCACGCGUCAAGGACGAGAGAUGCUGGGAGGUGGUGGACAACAUCAAGACUACAGAGUAUACGCUAACAGGGUUGAAGUUUGACUCUAAAUACAUGAACUUCCGGGUACGAGCGUGUAACAAGGCUGCUGCUGGCGACUACUCGGAUCCAGUUACCUUAGAAACAAGAGCGUUCAACUUCAGCCUUGAGUCGUCGUCUUCGCACCUGAACCUGAAGGUGGAGGAGGGCAAUGUGGAGUGGGACCCUCAGGGGGGCAAGGGGCUGGAGAGCAAGAUCAAGGGCAAGGAGAACAAGGGGAGCGCACACCUUGCCAAUCUGAAGAACAUGUCAAGAAGUGGGACGCCGUCUCCUAAGAGAGCGUCGAGUGCGCGGUCGCCGGCGGUAAGAGGAGGCCGGGAUCGCUUCACCGGGGAGUCCUACACCGUGCUGGGUGACACGAGUAUGGAGUGCGGGCAGCACUACUGGGAGGUCAAGGCCCUGAAGGACUGCAAGUCGUACAGCAUCGGCGUGGCCUACCGCAACCUGGGCAAGUUCGAGCAGCUGGGCAAGACCAACACGUCCUGGUGCAUCCACAUCAACACCUGGCUGCAGACCUCCUGCGCCGCCAAGCACAACAACAAGGCCAAGAGCCUGGACGUGGCCGUGCCCGAGCGGAUAGGCGUCUACUGCGACCUGGACGGAGGUCAGCUCUCCUUCUACAAUGCAGAAAGCAAACAGCUCCUGCACACGUUCAAGACAAAAUUCAGCCAGCCUGUAGUACCAGCAUUCAUGGUGUGGUGCGGAGGCCUGACCCUCUCCACGGGGCUCCAGGUGCCCAGUGCGGUCAGAAGUUUCCAGAAGACGGAGAACGGCAUCGGCGGUUCCAGCGGCAGCCUCAACAGCAUGGCCCAGUAGUACCACGGCCACCCACCCCUUAUGAACUCGCCUCCUCUCCCUCCUCUUCUAUAUGGAGCCGAGGGCACGUCUCUCCAUAGGACUUGAGAUGCAUAAAAAAACCCAACCAAUGGGAGUCAAGGAAGAGACAUUUUCUGGACUUCCGUUCAUUGAUUAUUGGAUAAUGGGUCCCAUGGAAGGAUGUGACUUAGGCUCUAUAUUACAUCACCACAUUCGUGAAGGUUCUAAAACAAUCAAAACCCAGCAAAUUGAUACACAUUGUGACUGAAAAAAUGACAAAACAUUCUGGUUAGAUGAGCUGCAUUUCGAUGCUGCAUUAAUUUCUUCAGUUUUUAACAUUUUUGCGCCAUCACGAAUGCGGUGACUGUCUAGGUGACCCCCCCCCCCCCUUUUUUUUUUCAAGCCACUCCCCCAUUACAUCCUGUGCACUUCCUGAAGAGAGCCACGGCCAAUGAGCUUGGACCUUGUGAUGUGAAGCAUUGUGGAAAAUGUAACUGUCCGUACGUGACGUUCGAGCAGCUCGCCUCACCUUCACUCUAACUGGAGACUUGUGUCCCCCCUACUGGACAGACACCUCUCUCUCUUCUCAAUAUUUGAGAGAUUUGUUUUCUGGCUCUCUUUUGUCUUUCGGGGAACAUUUGCAUCAGGAAUGCUAGCUGCUUAAUCAGGGAAUAGAUGAGUGCACUUUUUCCCUUCUCAUUUUACUCAGUUUCUAGGCUGAAUGCUGUUUUUUCUGUCCUUGUUAUUAUUAUUUUUAUUUUAUUUUAUUUUUUAGAUUUUCAUUUCUUAUAUGUGUUCUGUUCAGGCAUGAUCCAGUGUCCUUCACCUGCUGAUACCGUUUUAUUCUACUACUAUUAUGCUUCAAAAUAAUAUCAGUGUAAUGGUUAUGUGUGUAUGUGGGAGUGCUUGUGUAUGGGUGUUUGUGUGUGUGCUUGUGUGUGUGUAAUUGUUGUUUGCUGGGACUAUGGCUGUAACCAUCGAUUCAAUUCGAGGCAUUUUUCCUUGAAUCCUUAUAGCCAGUUCUCAGCUCAUCAGAGUAACCUUGUCACCUUCAAACAAACAAACAAAAUGUUUACGCUAUGUACAGAAUCUGAAGUGGAGAGGUUUAACUGCAGAAGACUUUUUGCACAGUGUAUAAUAACGUAGUGCUGCUUAAUACUGUACAACCCAAAUAUUGUUGAUGGUUCAUUUCUCCCUCAGCCUAGACUGGAACAGGACAUGCACCUGCAAACCCUGGACUCUGACUCGUUUUGUAUGAACUGUUGGAGAAGUUGAGUCUUUUGUUAUGGUCACCCUGUAGGCCUAUACAAUGUAGCCCUGCUCCCUGGGAAGAAAAGAAAAAAUAUAUGAUUUAUGGAGGUGUUUGUCCUAUCAUGAAAUAAAUUAUUUAAUCAAUGUUUUCACAGUUCUGUAUGUCAACAUAUUGUUUAGGACUCGUCAAGGGUUUUGUCCCAUGUGGGAGAAGGUCUCCAUACCAAAGAUUUGUUUUCCUACAUUAAAUCAUCUGUGAACAGCAAUAUCAGCUGCUCUUGUGCCGCCAUCUGGUGUUUAGACUCCAUUACUGCAAUAAGAGUGGACCGCAAAUUUCACUCAGGGGUCUAAAUAAUCAAAAAGAAAAAUGUGGUACAUCUAUGCAUUUAAUGUCUCUCGCCCAUGAUACUUUGAUUUUCAUUUUUGACGUGUUUCACGUGUCCUUCGAAUACCCCACGUAACAUAGGCCUAUUUUGCUAAUUGAAGCAGGUAGUUGGUAUAGGCCUAUUGCCAUGAGCCAUGAUUUUGAAACAAAUACAUAGUUUGUCAGUCAUGAUAACAUGUGAUUCCUGUGUUUCAUUGCACAAAUAAAUGUCUCUUUUCUCGC